Molecule: messenger RNA, 156 nt
Organism: Fibroporia radiculosa
Lineage: Eukaryota; Fungi; Basidiomycota; Agaricomycetes; Polyporales; Fibroporiaceae
Exons: 2
Coding region: 1-156 (51 amino acids)
Source: RefSeq, a predicted model, not a curated record
AUGUACGUGGCGGGGGUGCAAAUGAAGAAGGAGGAAGGCCAGGCGUCGAUAUACAAGGAGGGCAGAGGGUUGAGCGGCUUGAAGAGCAACGACAGCGAUGCGCGCCUUGGGUCUGCGGCGGUCAGGGCAACAGUACAGGGUGACAGAAAGCCGUGA